CUCCAAUAUCCACCUCCUCCUCGCCCCUCUCUCUCUCUCUCUAAAAGAAUUGAAAAGAUAAGGGGGAAAUCCUCAAGUGCUCGUUACAUAAACCCUAACCUCGUUGGAUUCGCAGCAAAAGCCCACCAAUUGGAAGCCCUCCGAUGUUCCAGCUGCAUGCUGGAGCUGAGCCGUGCUCGGUUUGACGAAAUUUUGCAUCCCUUCUGUGCUUGGACCACCCGAUUGAGGCUGUUUCUCCGAGGGGGCGUGCCAGCGGUUUCGCGGCCCAGGUCCUCACCUGUGCUAUCCGGCGCCGGAUCCGGGUUUGUUCCGGUGAGAGGUCGGGCUUUUGGUGGGGUCUGUCCAGCUUGGAGCUCAAUUUGCCGGCCUGAGUUGGAGUCGCGACUGCGGUGGCGGUGAUUGAGGUAGUCGCGUCGAUUUGACACGCGUUUCUUCCUGCCAUUUGGGUGAGCCAGCCUUUCCUGGCAAUCUUGGCGGGCGUUUCGUCUUGCUGCGUGGCAGAAAGGUGUGACCUUUGUGCCGUGCGAUGCAUCCCAAGGCACGAAUCCACGCCGACCCGGUGCGCGAGGUCGACCACUUUGACUGCCUGCCGGAUUCGCUCGUCCUGCUGAUCCUGAACAAGGUCGAGGACGUGCGAUCGCUCGGCCGGUGCUACGCCGUGUCCAAGCGGCUUUGUGGGCUUGUCCCCCUUGUCCAUGAUGUGUAUGUCAAGAUUGACCGCGUCGUGGCGGUCGACGGCGACGCUGAGGACGCGCUCAACCUGUCAUCGCCGAAGCCUCGGAACAUCUUCUCGCACUUCCUGAAGCUGAUGCUCUUCACCAUCAUCAAGCCUUUCCACAACAUGCGCAACCCUAAUGGUACUGGGAGGUCAUUGUUCCCGCAGCUCUCGCACCACUCGCCAGCGCAGGUGCUCAGGAACUUCACGCACAUCAGGAAUCUUCGGAUCGAGCUCCCUUCUGGGGAUGUGGGUACUGAGGAGGGAGUUCUCCUGAAAUGGCGAGCAGAGUAUGGGAGCACACUUCAGAGUUGUGUGAUCCUGGGGGGUACCCGGGUUGACCGCAAGCCUGUUGGUGGAGAGCAUGAGCAGUCUUUGGAGGAUAAUGGAAGCAUGCCAGAGUCUUUCUAUACCAAUGGUGGGCUGAAACUUCGUGUCGUCUGGACAAUCAGCUCUCUAAUUGCGGCAUCAACGAGGCACUAUCUUCUCCGCUCAAUCAUCAAUGACCAUUCCACACUUCUGAGCUUGGUACUGACAGAUGCCGAUGGCCAAGGCACAUUGUGCAUGGGAGCAGAGCAGCUGAAGGAGUUCAGAGAGAACCAGUUGUCGGCCUCAGCAUGUUCCAACAGGACUCAGGUCCCAGCCUGCAACAUGAAGCUCAAGUAUGCUCCAUAUCUUGAACUGCCUGGUGGUAUGGCGUUGCAAGGCGCCACUUUGGUGGCUAUCAAACCCUCACCUGACGGAAGCAAUGGAAGCCACCCUAACCGUAAAGAAGCCGACGCAUUUGUCUUUGGAGCAUUUGAUGGGCCAUUUAAGGCUGCUGUGAAGGCUUUGAUGAAGAGGCGCACUUACCUUCUGGAGAUGAAUGGCUUCUAGAAAUCUUGUGGUAUCGAGCUUGUUGGUGCUAUGCAUGGCAUAUUUAGCUAAGCUUUUCAUCUUUGUAAUAUCCAAGAAAGCACCAUCUCUAGUUGCUGCUUUUAGUCUGCUGUUUUAGCUCUUUGUACAGUGUUAACAUUUGAUUAUAUAAAAAUCGUAUCAAGUUCUCUAGUGUAAU
Messenger RNA from Zea mays, 1769 nucleotides. RefSeq lists its product as uncharacterized. Gene Ontology annotation, molecular function: protein binding. Lineage: Eukaryota; Viridiplantae; Streptophyta; Magnoliopsida; Poales; Poaceae. The coding region runs from base 527 to 1591 and encodes 354 amino acids. The record is from RefSeq and is marked provisional. The transcript has 2 exons.